AUGUUCAAGAAAGACAUCUCCCCCGGAUCCAAAUCCAAAGUCAAGUCCUCCGUCCAACGCGCCAUCAGAAAUCAACUCGUAACCACCUACCCCUUACUGGCACCUCACAUCGAUGAAAUCAUACCCAAGAAGGAGCAGCUCGAUGCUAUGAAAAUGAUUCUCAAAAACAGCCCAGACAGAGUAACGCUCUACCUCAUCGGCUCCACCCCCCUCUUCUACCAACACAUGACAGACGCCCUCCUCCCGCACCUCAGACUCGUGCACCGCUUCCCAGCCGCCUUCCCCAGCAUCCGCAUCGAUCGCGGCGCAAUCCGCUUCGUGCUGUCGGGCGCCACGCUCAUGGCGCCGGGGCUGACAAGCACUGGGGGUCGGUUACCGAGCGGGGAUCCAGAGGAGACGGGCGCUUAUGGGGAGAGUGUGAAAGGGGCU
Molecule: messenger RNA, 429 nt
Organism: Lachnellula hyalina
Lineage: Eukaryota; Fungi; Ascomycota; Leotiomycetes; Helotiales; Lachnaceae
Gene: TMA20
Product: Translation machinery-associated protein
Exons: 3
Biological process (GO): formation of translation preinitiation complex
Molecular function (GO): RNA binding
Source: RefSeq, a predicted model, not a curated record